AUGCUAAGUUUGAGCUUUCGUAAAUCGCGGAUUAGAAACGCCACUGCUCUACUUGGUUUAUAUUAAUCUAAACCGAUUGUAAAAAAAAAAGAAUAAAAGCGCAAACCUUAAACUAAUCGAGGAAGUGAAAGCUGUAUCACGUUCUUGAGAAAAAGACAGACAACCCAAAAAAAAAGUCAAUGCGCUCAAAAGCUUAAACAGAUCUCAAAAUUUCGUAUUUUUUUCUCUGAGUAUAUGCUAUGCUUUGUGUAACUCGUUAUUAGAUAUUUAAAAUUGCUUUCGAUUUUUAGUAUUGACAACUUCAAAGGUUUUAUUACAAAGGUUUGUUUUUUUGUUGUUGUCUGCGGUUCUGUCUUUUAAAGCAAAAAUGGCAAACAGAGAGAUGGCUGUAUACUGUUUCGACACUUUGGUCUCUCACUACAACAAAGAAGACACACCUCCACCUGCCUUUGAAGACGCCACACAUCCAUUUUAUGUCACCUGGAAGAAAGCAGUGAAUGGUGGUGAGCCUCGAUUGCGUGGAUGUGCAGGUACUCUAGAAGCACACCGCUUGAGCAGUGGCUUCAAGGAAUAUGCCUUGAACGGUGCCCUGAGGGAUCGUAGGUUCCCACCAAUACAACCCGGAGAACUGCCGUCUCUGCAAUGUACUGUCUCUAUCGUGACUGAUUAUGAAACUCCAGAGGAUUAUCUUGAUUGGGAGGUGGGAAAGCAUGGUAUAAUCAUUGAGUUCAGUGACCUUGUAAGGCGAAGGGUCACAUACUUGCCUGAGGUGCCAGUUAAUGAAGGCUGGACAAAGAUAGAGGCAAUAGACUCACUGGUGCGUAUAGCAGGGUACGAGGGGGAAAUAACUGAAUCAGUGCGUAGGAGAAUCCAUCUAUCACGUUACCAGACUACAUUAUUCAGGAUGUAUUAUAGUGAAUACAUAGCGUACGUGAAGGCCACGAGAGGCAGUGUUGCUCCCGCUAUGGCAUUGUCUUGAUUCGCACCAUAAAGCUGCUGCUAAUGGUUGCACCUCCUCCUUAUUAAUUAUCUUUGUAUUUGUGCUCUCUCUGAUUAAAAGAAGUUUCUUCUUCAACGAAACUCUCUAUUUGGCUGCUUCACAAUUGUCAUAAAAUCCAAGAAACCAACUUCGAAUAACCAUUUCUACUUGUUCUUGCUG
Raphanus sativus (radish) is the source of this 1159-nucleotide messenger RNA. RefSeq lists its product as uncharacterized. The record is from RefSeq and is a predicted model, not a curated record. Lineage: Eukaryota; Viridiplantae; Streptophyta; Magnoliopsida; Brassicales; Brassicaceae. The transcript has 5 exons. The coding region runs from base 368 to 979 and encodes 203 amino acids.